UCCUUCAUUAAGCAGUGCUUGUAACCAAAGUAGAGUGAUAUCUGUUACCUCUUAUCCAUUGUUGAUUGCACCUCCAUCUUCACGUUGAGUUCUUUCGUGCUGGAUCGAGCGUAUAAGAAGAAAAAACAAUAGAUGUUUGUUUCUUCUCAAAAAUACAACCCCUACUUUCCCUGCUCCUCGUUUCCACUGCACAACCCAACAACAACAACAUGCACCAUUUUCAAUUGCCAAAACCCAAAGGAGCAUCACUCCAUUCUCCGGAAGCACAAUUCCAAAUCCACCGCCUAUCUCCUUCAGCAUCUCGCUCUCAAAGAUGGGGUACCCAUUUCCACUUCCAUUCCCAAACCAAGCGAGCUUCUAGACCCAAUGCCCCACGAUGAGAAAGUGAAGGUUUUGGAGCUUUCCCUCGUCAGAAAAAGGACCCCUCAGUUUCCCGGUUCCAUCUACGCUCAAUCUCCCAGCGACCCCGAUGUGGGUUCUUCUCUGCCCCCUAUCCGCACCCUCUUUCAAUCAGGUGCUGACCCUGAUGAUAAACAUGAGAAGGAAGAGGAGGAGGAGGAGAUGAUUUUGCGCGCUCUCGAGAUUCGAAGAAAGGUCACUGAAGAGGUUUUCAAAGAAGCCAUGCGGAAGGGAAAGUUUGGAAUCACCUACACUACCAAUUUGACUGGCAGGUUAUCCGGCUUUCUGGAUCACAUCAUGAUUGAAGCUGCUAACUUGAAAAGAUUGCCUGGGUUUUCAAACUCCUCCUUCAAUUUACGCGCCAAAACUGUUAUUGAUGAGUCUAAAGUUGUGCCACUUAUUAGAUGGUUGAAGCACAAUGCACUGUCGUAUCCCCGGAUAGCGAAGAUCAUUUUGAAGUCAAGAGGAAAACCUGAGUCCAUAAGAAGUUUUGUCAUGUGGUUGAAAUCGGUACGUGUGAAAGGUGAGUUUCUUGGUGUUGUAAUGUUGAAGGCUGGAGAUGAUAUUUUGCAACGCAGACAUGAGGAGCUGGAUGAGAUUGUUCAGUAUUUGGAGUCCAAUGGAGUAAGGAGGGAGUGGAUGGGUUAUGUCAUUAGUCGUUGUCCUCAGUUAUUGUCUUACAGCUUAGAAGAAGUGAAGACUCGUACACAUUUCUUCCUAGAUAUGGGUUUAAAUGAGAAGGAUUUUGGGACAAUGGUUUUUGAUUUUCCUAGAGUGCUUGGUUACUAUUCUCUGGAAGAAAUGAAUGAAAAGGUUAAUUACUUAAAAGAAUUUGGGCUUCAACUUGAGGAUGUUGGCAAAUUGCUUGCAUUUAGGCCACAAUUAAUGGCGUGCAGUAUUGAGGAACAUUGGAAGCCUCUUGUAAAGUAUCUGUAUUAUUAUGGGAUCACUCGAGAUGGCAUGAAGAGGAUGCUUAUCAUUAAACCAAUGGUCUUUUGUGCUGACUUGGAGAAGACUAUUGUGCCAAAGGUAAAAUUUUUUGAGGACAUAGGGGUUCACAAUGAAGGGAUUGGCAACAUGCUUGUGAAGUUUCCACCUCUACUCACUUACAGCCUCUACAAGAAAAUUAGACCAGUGGUCAUAUUCUUGAUGACCAAAGCUGGAGUCACGGAGAAAGAUAUUGGCAAGGUUGUGGCUCUUGGACCUGAGCUCUUGGGAUGCAAUAUAGUACAUAAGCUUGAUGUGAAUGUAAAAUAUUUUUUAUCUCUUGGCAUACGUCUUCGGCAAUUGGGUGAGAUGAUUACUGAUUUCCCGUUGCUGCUAAGAUACAAUCCAGAUGUCCUUCGUCCCAAGUAUAUUUAUUUGCGAAAAUCCAUGAUCAGGCCUUUGGAAGAUGUCAUUGAGUUUCCAAGGUUUUUCAGUUAUUCUCUCGAGGGUCGAAUCAUCCCAAGGCACAAGGUUCUAGUGGAGAACCAUAUUAAUAUUAAGCUGAGAUAUAUGUUGGCGUGCACUGAUGAAGAAUUCCACAAAAUGGUCAAGGACUUAAUUGGAAAGCGCAGAAAAUUUGAAUCUGCUGUUACCGAAGAUAUUUCUACACCCCAGGCAUAAAAAAAAUUGAUGACUCUGCAGAAAAUAGAAUGGUUGUUGAAUUUUGGAAAUUAAAGCUGUAUAGUAACUAUCUCUUAACUUAUGACAUGAUAACUGUUUAGACUUUGAGCGCAGAAAAAUGUUAAUAAUUAGGAUGGUUUGAGGUAUAUCGUAUAUGCUUUUACACAAAAAAUGACUG
Messenger RNA from Vigna unguiculata (cowpea), 2185 nucleotides. RefSeq names its product Mitochondrial transcription termination factor family protein. Gene Ontology annotation, molecular function: double-stranded DNA binding. The record is from RefSeq and is a predicted model, not a curated record. Gene Ontology annotation, biological process: regulation of DNA-templated transcription. NCBI's taxonomy places the organism in Eukaryota, Viridiplantae, Streptophyta, Magnoliopsida, Fabales, Fabaceae.